ACCCGAACUUCAAGCCAGCAGAGGCCAUGUCAUCCUAAGCUAGGGAUAGGGGAGGCUCGCCGGGAUGAGCCUUUGGCUUAACCUAACCUCUGCUCCCUACUUCUGCCUCACCCCAGUCUCAGAUGACGGGAGGCCAAUGCCAAAGACGGAUAGGAUCUAUAGAGGCAGUCCUCUUCUAGGACUGGGACACAACAGUGCAUGAGGCAACUGACAGGGGUGAUGUAAAGCUGUUGUGUCUCCAUCCUGGUUGCCCCAGUUCUAGCAGGUGAUGUGACACUACGGUGGUCGCUGCCCAGAUUGAGAAGUGGAAGGGGGUGUUGCUGGCCGCUAGAAACACUCAUAAUUCCACUGAGUUUGAGGCUCUGGUAGGGGCGCAUGUGGGCAUGGGAAGGAGCCCUGCACUCUGAGCACAGCCUCUCAGAUGUAACGCAGUGGCUCUGGGAGGUCAAAGUCUCAGCCCAGUGGGAGCUCUGACAAAAGGAGGAGAAACCCCCCCAGUAGACAUGUGGCUCUGUCUGAUCCACUCCUGCCGCCCCUUCUGGCAACUUCCCUGGGGAGGGAGGACCUGCUUCCCAGCAGGACCUUCAUCGAGUCACUGUAGGGGCAGGUAGAGUGGGCCAGGGAGCCACAGCUGAAUGGCACUCAAGGGCCAUCACUAGGCAUUGCCUCUCCAUUCCUGAGUGUGGGGCAAGGGUCCCUGCUGAGUUUUACUCUUAGCAGUGGGCUUCCAGAUCCCCAUGCUCCUGGGUUCUUGACUGCCUCCCUCUUCAGAGGUAAGACACAUGGCUGGACCAAGGCCUCCAGGGGACAGCCCUGCCAUCAAGGAAGACAGCACAGGACUGGGACCCACCCAUGAACCCUUCUCAGGACAACCCAACAGCACCAGUGGGGAUGUUCUCCUAAGCCGCAGAGGGCCUGGGCACGCCAUCCGUCCUCCAGGAAGAGCCAUGGUGUUAAUGCAGGACAAGGGCAGCUCUCAGCAGUGGCCUGGUCUGGGGGGCGAGGGUGGUGGCACAGGUCCCUUAAGCAUGCUCAGAGCUGCCCUGCUGCUCAUCAGCCUGCCAUGGGGGGCCCAAGGGACAGCCAGCACCAGCCUCAGCACUGCUGGGGGUCACACCGUGCCACCGACUGGGGGCCGCUACUUGAGCAUUGGAGAUGGCUCUGUGAUGGAGUUUGAGUUUCCUGAGGACAGUGAGGGCAUCAUCGUGAUCUCCAGCCAGUACCCAGGCCAGGCCAACAGGACGGCGCCUGGCCCCAUGCUCAGGGUCACCUCCCUGGACACAGAGGUGCUGACCAUCAAGAACGUGAGUGCUAUAACCUGGGGAGGCGGGGGUGGCUUUGUGGUGAGCAUCCACUCAGGCCUGGCUGGGCUGGCCCCACUCCACAUCCAGCUCGUGGACGCCCAUGAGGCCCCGCCCACACUGAUUGAGGAGCGGAGAGACUUCUGCAUCAAGGUCUCACCUGCUGAAGACACGCCUGCCACCCUCAGCGCCGACCUGGCCCACUUCUCGGAAAACCCAAUCCUCUACCUGCUCCUGCCUCUUAUCUUUGUCAACAAGUGUUCGUUUGGGUGCAAAGUGGAACUCGAGGUUCUGAAGGGGCUCAUGCAGAGCCCCCAGCCCAUGCUGCUGGGCCUCCUGGGCCAGUUUCUGGUCAUGCCCUUGUACGCUUUCCUCAUGGCCAAGGUCUUCAUGCUGCCCAAGGCCCUGGCUCUGGGCCUCAUCAUCACCUGCUCGUCGCCUGGCGGCGGGGGGAGCUACCUCUUCAGCCUCCUUCUUGGAGGGGACGUCACCCUGGCCAUCUCCAUGACUUUCCUCUCUACGGUGGCUGCCACUGGCUUCUUGCCUCUGUCUUCGGCCAUCUACAGCCGCCUGCUCAGCAUCCAUGAGACGCUCCACGUGCCCAUCUCCAAGAUCCUGGGGACCCUGCUGUUCAUUGCCAUCCCCAUAGCCGUGGGCGUGCUGAUCAAGUCCAAGCUCCCCAAGUUCUCCCAGCUGCUGCUGCAGGUCGUCAAGCCCUUCAGCUUUGUGCUCCUCCUGGGCGGCCUCUUCCUGGCCUAUCGCAUGGGGGUCUUCAUCCUGGCAGGCAUCCGGCUACCCAUCGUACUGGUGGGUAUCACGGUGCCCCUGGUUGGCCUGUUGGUGGGCUACUGCCUAGCCACGUGUCUGAAGCUGCCAGUGGCCCAGCGGCGGACGGUCAGCAUUGAGGUAGGGGUGCAGAACAGCCUGCUGGCCUUGGCCAUGCUGCAGCUAUCCCUCCGCCGCCUUCAAGCUGACUAUGCCUCCCAGGCCCCCUUCAUUGUGGCGCUGAGCGGCACCUCCGAGAUGCUGGCCUUGGUCAUUGGCCACUUCAUCUACAGCAGCCUGUUCCCAGUUCCCUGAGGCCUCUGGGUCAAGCUUUCAUCAGCCCCAGCCCCCACACUCCACCAAAGUUCUCAUGCACUAUGCACUCAGAAAAAUCCAGGCUUAUUUUUUUUACUGAUUUUUUAUUCUCCAGCUUUCAGUGCCAAAGAGGCCAUGCUGAGUUAGGUAGGUGGGCGCUGCCCAGAAAAUAUAUUUCAAUAAAAGAGAGAAGCAA
Messenger RNA from Homo sapiens (human), 2577 nucleotides. RefSeq names its product solute carrier family 10 member 3 (gene SLC10A3). The coding region runs from base 783 to 2381 and encodes 532 amino acids. The record is from RefSeq and is a predicted model, not a curated record. Gene Ontology annotation, cellular component: membrane. Lineage: Eukaryota; Metazoa; Chordata; Mammalia; Primates; Hominidae. The transcript is spliced from 2 exons.